AUCACGUUAGACUCAGAGAGACAAAAACUCAGUUAGACUCGGCUAAACUCAGCUUGGCUAGAGUACCCAAAACUGGCAAACACUCUGGCAUCGAAGUAGUGGCAGUCCACCGCUUAAGAAGUCCUCAGUAUCGAGCUACCAACCAGCCGCAGGUGUGUGGGAGGACCAAUGAGAACAGGGCGCCACCUGGUGGUGGAGGGGAAAAAACACAAAAGCACAACCCACACAGACUGGAUUCCUAACACGCUGAAACAGAGUCAUGCUUUCCUAAUAUGUGCAAAUUCCUCAAAGAGUUUGGGACAAUGAAAGAGAAACAAGAAACUAUGGAAACAAGCAUAAAUGAGAAGCAAGAAGCUCUGGAAACAAGGCUGAAGGAGACUGAAAAACUGGUUCUGGAACUGAAGAAGAAAGGUAAAGCUCUUUCUGAAUUUAUUGACAAUGUAUUUUUGAACAGAUGCAGUUCAGCUUUUUUUCGUAUCUAUUUAGAAGCACAAAAGGUUGUAUUUAGUGCCGCAGCAGGGGGAAGUGUAGCUAUUGGGCCUUUUACUACAGAUUCAACCAUAAUCUACAGAACAGUGAUAACAAAUAUGGGCAAUGUUUACAAUCAGCACACAGGUGAGUUAACUUAUAUUUGUAAUGACAUAUUGGUAAGGCACAUAUGUGACACUGAUUGGCAGAGAGGAGCAGCGAUGUGGACUGUACCGCAGAGUUUCCGCAAGAUUAGGGGCAGUACAGAGCACAUAGUGACCAUUCAGCCCUUAUACAGCAUCACCAGUGCACACUUGCUGGAAUUGGCCUUUGGGUGUGAGGGUGGUCUAAUGUCAAGGCGCCUUCCACAGCUGCGAUUUAACAGACUGGCAUCUAAAAGGUGGAACCAAUAUCUACUAAACUUUGCUGUUCUUCCAGGUAUUUUUGCUGCGUCUGUUGCAGGUACAUAUUACUUCACCUUCUUUUAUCAUGCCGGAGGAUCACAAGUUUUAAGUCUAGCCCUUAUGAAGAACAAUGAGGGUAUUGUGACUGCCUACGACCAUAAGACAUAUCAUGAUGGGGUUGAUAAUGGAGGAAAUGCAGCAUUUCUGCAACUGCAGCAAGGAGACCAUGUCUAUAUGCGGUUGGGUGCUAAUACUCAUGUCUGGUCGGACAGCCAUAUCACUACAUUCAGUGGGAUUCUUCUGCAUUCACCCUGAAAUGAAGAAUACAGGAGUUUUUUUUGUUUGUUUUUAUCAAUUGACCAACAUGUAAAUAAAAUUGCAUUACCAUUAA
This is a messenger RNA of Cyprinodon tularosa, 1263 nucleotides long. RefSeq lists its product as uncharacterized. The coding region runs from base 273 to 1187 and encodes 304 amino acids. Lineage: Eukaryota; Metazoa; Chordata; Actinopteri; Cyprinodontiformes; Cyprinodontidae. The transcript has 3 exons. Gene Ontology annotation, molecular function: protein binding. The record is from RefSeq and is a predicted model, not a curated record.